This is a messenger RNA of Motacilla alba alba, 2118 nucleotides long. It is a transcript of the gene SRD5A2, whose product is annotated as steroid 5 alpha-reductase 2. Gene Ontology annotation, molecular function: 3-oxo-5-alpha-steroid 4-dehydrogenase activity. The transcript is spliced from 5 exons. Gene Ontology annotation, biological process: steroid biosynthetic process. The record is from RefSeq and is a predicted model, not a curated record. Bases 136 to 903 code for a protein of 255 amino acids. Gene Ontology annotation, cellular component: membrane. Lineage: Eukaryota; Metazoa; Chordata; Aves; Passeriformes; Motacillidae.
CGGCACGAGGGGCUGCGCCCUGUGACGAGCCCGGGCGCUGGGAGGCAGCGCGGCGGGGCGGGGUGACGGCCGCGGCUCUAAUAAGGCCGGGGCUGGCGCUGGCCGAGGGCUGUUUGCCCCCGCCCGCCCCCGAGCAUGCAGUGCUUCCCCGGGCUGGUGCUGGCGCUGAGCUCGCUGCUGGGCGCCCUGGCGCUGCUGCAGCUCUCGCUGCACCUGCGGGUGCCGUCCCGCUACGGGAAGCACGAGGAGCGGCUGUGCCGGCCGCGGGGCCGGCUGCCGGCGCGCUGCGCCUGGUUCCUGCAGGAGCUGCCCUCCUUCCUGGUGCCCGCGCUGCUGCUGGCGCUGCGCAGCCCGCCCCGCCUCGAGCCGCUCGGCUGCCGCCUCCUCUGCUGCCUCUUCUGCUGGCACUACUUCUACAGGACAUUUAUUUACCCUUUCUUCACUAGAGGCAGACCUUUCCCACUGCAAUUGCUUUUCUUUGGCAUGUUAUUCUGUAUCUAUAAUGGCUUCCUCCAGGGGUACUACCUGAUUUACUGCGCUGAAUACCCAAACGAUUGGUGCACCGACAUCCGAUUUACAUCAGGCCUCUUCUUAUUUCUGCUGGGAAUGGGAAUCAACAUUCACAGUGAUCUCCUGCUGCGCCAGCUGAGGAAACCCGGGGAAGUCACAUACAAGAUUCCUCAAGGAGGACUGUUCACCUACGUUUCUGGAGCCAACUACUUUGGAGAAAUUGUGGAAUGGUUUGGUUUUGCCAUUGCAACCUGGUCCCUACCAGCCUUUGCCUUUGCCUUUUUCACUCUUUGCUGCAUUGGUCCACGUGCUUAUCAUCAUCACAGGUACUAUCUCAAGACAUUUACGGACUAUCCAAAAUCAAGGAAAGCCUUGAUUCCUUUUGUUUUUUAAUGAUUGAAAUAUGGACUCUUUGUUUUGUUUUUAUAGGAUUUUUUUUUCCAAUUCCUAGUUUUAACGCUAGGUCUGACUAUAAUUAAUUGUAUAGAUGAUAUCCCAGGAUUGUAACAGACAAGAAAGUAAUUUGGAAUGGAAGUUCUUGUUUUAAUUAGAGGGGAAAUUGCAGAUAGUUAUGGGCAAAAGGACUCCCCAACACAGAUAUUUGCUUCUCAGCGCAGUUCUAUCCGUGGAAAAUAAAUACGUACCUGCAUGGACAUCAGAGAAAAAAAAAAAUUAGUUAAAUAUUGUUGCAGAAAAGUAAAAAGUAAGCCCAUUACUUUGGAGAAAGUCUUCAGCAGCCACUCCAGUUCAUAGCAUUUCUGCAACUGCUCCUUCCUGCCUCCACGCUGCAGCACUCGAGCCCUCGCUCUGCUGGCAGUGCCCAAUGUGUUGCUACAUUUUAAACCAGACAGGGGGGGUCUCAUUUGCCCCAAAAAAUUACUCAGCCCAUUAUUUUUCAUCUAAAAGCCAUCUUAACUCCCAGAAACACCAUGUAACAGGAGGGAACUUGUGCUGGCACAAGGCUGGGAGCAAUGUGCCAUGGCUCAGAGGUGAGGUGAGGUACACGGAGAUGGAAGCUGGCACUCACAAGAACAAUGUCCGUGUUCCUUCCUUAAGCAUCACUUUCCUCACUGUCAGAUGAUUAAUCUUCAGGGUUUGUUUUUAAAUGUACUUUGUUAUAGCGAUUGCAGCUCCAUUAGCAUUUCUUUUCUCUUGCAAAUCCAGACAUUUUUUUCAGAAUAAAAAUUUUUCCACUCAGUUGUUGUUCAUAAAAAGAUUUGAAAUGGUGAUGCAUGACAAAAAUUACAACAAAUAAAAAGCUCUGUGUUGAAGAAAAUGUUCUCUGACACUGGCAGUACAUUUUGUCUAUGGAGAAUAUUUUCAGAUACUCUUAUUAGGAAAUGAUGCAGAGAUACUAUUGAAUUUUUACAGACAGAAUGCCUCUUCCUAACUUCAGGAUAGUUGCGAAUUUUUCAAAAAAUGUCAUUAACCCCAAUAGGAAGAGAUGUCCUCUUGAAUGCUGAUAGUUUUAUUUACCCUUCAGAGCAUAAAAUCCUGCUAAGAAUUAUGCUGAGUAGCUGGCAAGAAAAAGACCAGACUGCACACAUGAAACACACUACCUGCUGUUGGAGUAAUCUGAUUGAUUGUAUGCAAUUUCCUCCAAAACAC